This is a messenger RNA of Triticum dicoccoides, 5174 nucleotides long. RefSeq lists its product as uncharacterized. Lineage: Eukaryota; Viridiplantae; Streptophyta; Magnoliopsida; Poales; Poaceae. Gene Ontology annotation, cellular component: TRAMP complex; nucleolus. Gene Ontology annotation, biological process: polyadenylation-dependent ncRNA catabolic process; RNA 3'-end processing. Gene Ontology annotation, molecular function: mRNA binding; poly(A) RNA polymerase activity. The transcript is spliced from 20 exons. Bases 112 to 5052 code for a protein of 1646 amino acids. The record is from RefSeq and is a predicted model, not a curated record.
CUCCUCUUCGCCCGCGCGCUCCUCUUCACCGCCACCCCCGCCUCCCACCGCCCCGAUGCGAUCACGCUCGCCGAGCCCCUCCUCGCCGACCUCGACGCCUUCGUCGCCGCCAUGGACGAGAUCUCCGGCGGCGCCUUCCUCCGCGCAGGCGACGGCGAGGUGGAUUUGGCCGCAUUGGCGUCCGAGGAGUUCCCCGAGCUGCCCUGGCUGAAAGCCAAGGGGUACUACGUGAUCGAGGAGUUCGUCGCCAACUGGGUCGAGAUCGCGCUGCGGAUGUCGUGGGCGGCGGCCGCGGCCGGGGGAGGCGCCGGCGGUGGGAAGAAGGCGGUGAGGGUUGGGAGGUGCGUCAAGGAGAAGGCCGGGCUGGCGUCGACGGCCUUCUGGAGGGAGAAGGGGUAUGUGGACUGGUGGAUGCGGCUGGAGCCCCGGGUCAGAGCAAGGAUCACUGGGGCCUUCUUCGGGAAGAGUGCAAAGGCGCUGUCCGCUGACACGGUGUACAUGAACAAUCAGCUCUUUGCCACCCCAUACCUUCUUGUUUUACACAUUGCUAAUGUUGGGAAGAGGAUCACUAAAGUUGGUGUCAUUGACAGUUUGUAUGGAAGUACACGGCAGUCAUUUUUCAGAAAGAAUCAACCUGGUUGCGGCGAUGUUGCAAGCAUUCUGUCUUGUAAAAAGAAGCCUGCUUUUGCUAAAGAAUUAAAAAGAUUGCUAGUGCUUCAGGAGAUAGUGUGUUUAAAGAGCAAUAUUACUUUCUGUGGCGGUGAUGCAAUCUUUCUCACUUCAUUAAUGUCAGCUGGCACUGUUGCUGACAAUAUACUCAUGAGAUUACGAAGACUUCUCAUGGUGGUGUCGACGGAAAGUAUAAAUUUGGAGCUCAUUGGGGAUGGAGCAUCAAAUAAUCCAAAAAAGAAUGUUGAAAAGACAAGUGUAGGUUCUCGAAAAGGAAAGAAGAAGUCUAGUAGCUCGAAAAAGCUAGCAGCGUCUUCCAAGUCGUCCAAGGACAAUGGAUGCAGUAGCACAGAAACCCGAAAUUCUAGGAUUGUGUCAAAGUCAAGCCAGCAGACUCCAUCUGUUCGAUGCACUAUUAUUGGACCCGCUUCUGAAGGAACUCCUUGCAAAGAAAUUGCACCAAUACCAAAGGCGGAGCAAGCUAUCAGGUCGGCGGAUUGCAAUAAUCAGUGUAACAAAAAGAAAAACAAACGUAAAGGGAAGGCAAAACUCUCUGAUCUUAUAAGAGCUGAGAACCCUGGACCUGGCAAACUGAAGACAGCUGUUGCUCAUGUUGCUACAGAAGCCUUGCAUAAAUCUGCCGAAGCAGUAGAUGCCCCACUGCGUGUCCCAUCUCAUGUGAAUACAUCCAGCAAUGACAUCCCUGAAGCAGUGGGUUGUUCUGAGUCUUCAAGUAUCUUUGAUGGAACUGAAGAAAAAGGCAUCAAAAGCAGCAGAAAACUGGAAGAUACCUUAUGUUCUAUGGUUAUCUCAUCAGUAACCACAGAGAGUUGUCAGAGUGCACAAAAACCUUCCAACUUUAGUGUGAAUGAGCAGAGCCCAUCACACACUAGUCUAAAUGAAUCCAUGGUCCAACCAUCUUUAUGUUCACCUUCCAGUAGUGAUAAUGUUUUAUCUGGUAAUCCAUGUAGAAACUCUGCUGACUCCUUGGUAAGAUCUGCACAGGAUAAGACUGGCUGUGAUAUAACACAGGGAGCUUUGCAUGGACUUGCUCCUGGUGUUGGUAAAGGAUACGAGAAACAAGUGGAUCAUAGUUCUGUUGUGACAACCGACAAACUUUUACCAUCAGUCAUUCCUGCUAACAUUCUCCAAAGUGCUAUAAGUGACAAUGGUACAGCAGUGAAGAAUGGUGUAGAUGAAUAUUAUGCAUUCAACCGGAACCUACUGGGAGGAACGUCAUAUGAGUGGCCUAGUGUAGCACCCCAUUUUGUAUCACCUGAAAUGCAACAGCGCCCUGCUGCAGCAGACAGGUUGCAUCUUGACGUUGGUUACAGAUGGCCUACUCAAUUUAACCAACCUUUCAUUCCUGCCAACCAUCAGGUGAGAAGCUCACCAGUUGAAGCUGGAUGCAAUCAAAUGUUAUCUUCUCUGUCAGUGCCCUUAAGUUUUGAUUGGCCUCCUGUUUUCAGAGGUUAUGGUAAAUUGACUCAAAAUGCUGCUUUAAGUUAUGAUCCAGUAUUUGCCCCACAUAUGCAGUCUUCUGCUUGGCCUGGGUUUCCUGCUCAACUAAUUCAGAGAGGUGGCAUUUGCAGUGAAAAAGAUAGGAAAUAUUUUAGCGAUAGUGACCCAAGAAACACAUCAGAUGUUGGGGAUGAUACUGAAAGCUAUUGGUUUUCUGAAGAAGAAUCAGAUGGCCGCGCAACUUCUGGAAGAGAUAUUAAUCAAUAUUUUGGCGGAGGCGUGAUGUAUUGGAGUCCUGCAGAACAUGCUGGAACGGGCUUUUCUAGGCCACCAUCUCUUAGUUCAGAUGACAGUGCUUGGGCAUGGCAUGAGGCAGAUGUUAGUCGAGUUGUCGAUGAUCUGGCUAUUGGGAUUCCAUCAUCAACAUAUAAUCCAACUGGUCCAUCGUCACCACCAUCCAGCCCAAGCCCAUUCUGUUCCCAGAAUGAACCUUCUGAUCCUUCCCCUCAGCCUGCUUGUCACUCAGUGGCAGGGAAUGACAUCAAUAAUGAAGCUUCACAUUCUCCAUCUUCCAUGCAAGACAGUCCUGAAGAUAAGAGUACUUCGGUUGUAAAGAGUCCAUCUUGUGCCAGUGAAAUAGUAAAGGGAGAUACAUUACCAUAUGCAAUGCUGCGGCCAAUAGUUGUUUCUAAUAUAUCACGAAGGCUAUCAAGAUCUGACUUUAGGGGUGGUCAUGAUCGCAGGAGCCCAUGUGUGUCUUCGACCAGGAGGGAUAUACCUCUUGUAAGAAGACCUCCAUCACCAGUAUUACUUAGUGUUCCUCGCAUGCCUCGGCCACCUCCUCCUUCUCCUGUUGGAGAGUCAAGAAAACGUGGAUUCCCAAUUGUUAGAUCUGGCAGUUCAAGCCCGCGGCAUUGGGGGAUGAGAAGUUUGUUUUCUGAUGAUAAAAUUUUCAAUAGGGCUCAGUUUUGCUUGGAUGGCCCUGAAGUCGUAUGGCCUUCAUGGGUGAAUAAAGGCACCUCUACUGGUACACUGGUACAAUCAAUUGAGGAUACUGUCUUGCAGGACCACCUUGUUAAGAUUUCACAGCUUUCACGUGAUCAACAUCCAGAUGUUGCAGUUCCUCUGCAGCCACCUGAUAUGUUAAAUGGUUCACCUCACAAGGCGUCCCUUUCUUUGAUGCACAAUGCUCUACAUGAAGAAAUUGAUCAAUUCUGUAAGCAGGUUGCUGCUGCAAAUCUGGUGACGAAGCCCUAUAUAAAUUGGGCUGUCAAAAGGGUCACACGGUGCCUGCAAGUCCUCUGGCCCCGCUCGCGUACAAAUCUAUUUGGCUCAAAUGCCACUGGUUUGGCCCUUCCAACUAGUGAUGUAGAUCUCGUGGUUUCUCUCCCCCCAGUCCGAAAUCUGGAACCUAUUAAAGAAGCUGGAAUUUUGGAAGGCCGCAAUGGCAUUAAGGAAACAUGCCUCCAGCAUGCGGCAAGGUGCCUUGGAAAUCAGGAUUGGGUUAGGAGUGAUUCCCUCAAAACGAUUGAAAACACAGCAAUACCUGUGAUCAUGCUUGUAGCCCAAGUACCUUGUGACAUAAAUAUGUCCAACGAGUACCCUUCUGUUCUGGAUAGCUCACAAGAAAUUUCAGUCAAUGUGCUUGGGGAGCAAGGGAGCCCUCCUCGUUCUGACAAUUCUAGUUCAGAAGGCAGCAACGCGCUUGCGGGCUCAAAAAUGAAUAAGGAUGAUUGUGAUGCUGUGCGGUCAAUUCGUCUUGAUAUAAGUUUCAAAUCACCAUCCCACACAGGACUCCAGACUACUGAGUUGGUUGGUGAGCUGACUCAGCAAUUUCCUGCGGCUUUACCCCUUGCCUUAAUCAUGAAGAAGUUUUUGGCAGAUCGUAGUUUGGACCACCCAUAUUCGGGUGGUCUAAGCUCUUACUGUUUGGUGUUGUUAAUCACUCGUUUUCUUCAGCAUGAACAUCAUCUUGGUCGGCCUAUUAACCAAAAUCUAGGGAGCCUUUUGAUGGAUUUCCUGUAUUUUUUUGGGAAUGUGUUUGAUCCACGCCAUAUGCGUAUUUCCAUCCAAGGGAGUGGAAUUUAUUUGAACCGAGAAAGAGGGCACAGCAUUGAUCCAAUUCAUAUCGAUGACCCUCUUUGCCCUGCUAACAAUGUGGGCCGGAAUUGUUUCCGGAUCCACCAAUGCAUCAAGGCUUUUGCUGAUGCUUUUGCAGUUCUAGAGAACGAGCUACUGCAGUUCACUGCAGAAUCAAUGAAAAGAACCUGUGAGUCCACAAGCUACAGGAACUGUUGGGUUGGAAUGGCCUCUGCUUGUGUUCUAGACACCGAGUUACUACUGCAGCUGGUGGAAAAGAAGGUUUUCUAUUUAGUGCAGGCUUGUUCGAAGAUCCUUAACCUCGUGCCGGUGGUAUGUGCUGCCAAGGAUGCGGAAAUGGACUGGCCUAAUGAUGUGUGCUGCCAGACCUAUAAGUCAACAUCAGCUUGUGGAACAGGAAGUGGAGAAAUUCUACGAAGGAGGCUACUUGUGUUCGGAAACAGAGUAGGAAGCAACUCCUACUUGGAGCUGGUACAAGGCUUGAUGCUGGAAGUGGUGUCCGGUGUAGCAAAGCGAUUUUCAGAUCGUCGUUUCUCCGGGACAGCAAGAUUGUUCCUUGAACACACCAAGAGGGUAACUGCGAAGAUUACUGCCGUGAUCUCAAGUACCAGAUUCUUCGUUGCAGUUACUCGCCAAUGGGAUUGCCGAGUUACUCUUCAGAGACAGUCAGAGCAAUCUUUAGGGCAUGAGGAACAUGGUCAGCUAACGGCGUUGGCUCGUCUUAUAAAGGCAGACUUGUUUCCUGCAGCUGAUGAGAUUCAAGUUGCUGCUUUUGUAGCGAAGCACACUUCGGUUCCUGCUUUUGUAGCGAAGCAGAUUUAAGUUACCGCUUUUGUAGUUUACUCCAACACAAAUUUGAAACUAGCUUGUUCUUGAUUUGUUGCGCUGAUGUAGUGAUGUUCUUGCGCUUUCUUUCUUGUGCAAGUAUCGAUUUUUUGCUUUCU